Carlito syrichta (Philippine tarsier) is the source of this 5037-nucleotide messenger RNA. RefSeq names its product N-acetylglucosamine-1-phosphate transferase alpha and beta subunits (gene GNPTAB). Gene Ontology annotation, cellular component: Golgi apparatus. NCBI's taxonomy places the organism in Eukaryota, Metazoa, Chordata, Mammalia, Primates, Tarsiidae. The coding region runs from base 136 to 3717 and encodes 1193 amino acids. The record is from RefSeq and is a predicted model, not a curated record. Gene Ontology annotation, molecular function: calcium ion binding; UDP-N-acetylglucosamine-lysosomal-enzyme N-acetylglucosaminephosphotransferase activity. The transcript has 20 exons. Gene Ontology annotation, biological process: carbohydrate phosphorylation; N-glycan processing to lysosome.
UUUUUAAUAUUGCUUGUCCUGAAUGAAAAAAAAUUCCAUUUCUAUAUGUCAGUAGCAAGUGAAUAUGCACCUACUGCUGCUAAGCUAAUUGUGAGACAUUAAGUCAGUCUGGGCCUCAAUUUUGUCCACUGUAAAAUGUGGAUAUUAGAGCUCUGUCUGCCCAUGCCAAUCGAUGUGGUGUACACCUGGGUGAAUGGCACAGAUCUCGAGCUCCUGAAGGAACUACAGCAGGUCAGAGAACAGAUGGAGGAGGAGCAGAAAGCAAUGAGAGAAAUCCUCGGGAAGAACACAACGGAGCCAACUAAGAAGAGUGAGAAGCAGUUGGAAUGUUUGCUGACACACUGCAUUAAGGUGCCAAUGCUUGUCUUGGACCCAGCCCUGCCAGCCAACGUUACCCUGAAGGACCUGCCAUCUGUUUAUCCUUCUUUUCAUUCUGCCAGUGACAUAUUCAAUGUUGCAAAACCAAAAAACCCUUCUACUAAUGUCUCAGUUGUUGUUUUCGACAGUACUAAGGAUGUUGAAGAUGCCCACACUGGCCUGAUCAAAGGAAACAGUAAGCAGACAGUUUGGAGGGGCUACUUGACAACAGAUAAAGAAGUCCCAGGGUUGGUACUAAUGCAAGAUUUGGCUUUCCUGAGUGGAUUUCCACCGACAUUUAAGGAAACAAAUCAACUGAAGACAAAAUUGCCUGAAACUCUUUCUUCUAAAAUCAAACUGUUGCAGUUGUAUUCAGAGGCCAGCGUAGCACUUUUAAAACUGAAUAACCCUAAGGACUUCCAAGAACUGAAUAAGCAAACUAAAAAGAACAUGACCAUCGAUGGAAAAGAGCUGACCAUCAGUCCUGCAUAUUUACUAUGGGAUCUGAGUGCCAUCAGCCAGUCCAAGCAGGAUGAAGACAUUUCUGCGAGUCGUUUUGAAGACAAUGAGGAGCUGAGAUACUCACUGAGAUCCAUUGAGAGACACGCGCCGUGGAUUCGGAAUAUUUUCAUUGUCACCAAUGGCCAGAUCCCAUCCUGGCUGAACCUUGACAACCCUCGAGUGACAAUAGUGACACACCAGGACAUCUUCCGGAAUCUGAGCCACUUGCCCACCUUCAGUUCACCUGCCAUUGAGAGUCACAUUCAUCGCAUCGAAGGGCUGUCCCAGAAGUUUAUUUACCUGAAUGAUGAUGUCAUGUUUGGGAAGGACGUCUGGCCAGAUGAUUUUUACAGUCACUCCAAGGGUCAGAAGGUUUAUCUGACAUGGCCUGUGCCCAACUGUGCCGAGGGCUGCCCGGGCUCCUGGAUUAAAGAUGGCUAUUGUGACAAGGCCUGCAACAACUCAGCCUGCGACUGGGAUGGUGGGGACUGCUCGGGUAACAACGGAGGGAGUCGCUACAUCGCAGGAGGCGCGGGUACUGGGAGCAUCGGAGUCGGGCAGCCCUGGCAGUUUGGUGGAGGAAUAAAUAGUGUCUCUUACUGUAAUCAAGGAUGUGCUAACUCCUGGCUCGCUGACAAGUUCUGUGACCAAGCCUGCAAUGUCCUGUCCUGUGGCUUUGAUGCUGGUGACUGUGGGCAAGAUCAUUUUCAUGAGUUGUAUAAAGUAACUCUCCUCCCAAACCAGACUCACUAUGUUAUUCCAAAAGGGGAAUGCCUGCCUUAUUUCAGCUUUGCGGAGCUAGCCAAAAGGGGAGUUGAAGGUGCCUAUAGUGACAAUCCAAUAAUUCGACAUGCUUCUAUUGCCAAUAAAUGGAAAACCAUCCACCUCAUAAUGCACAGUGGGAUGAAUGCAACCACUAUACAUUUUAAUCUCACAUUGCAGAACGCAAAUGAGGAAGAGUUCAAAAUCCAGAUAACAGUAGCUGUGGAUACGAGGGAGGCUCCAAAACUGAACUUGACGGUCCAGACAGCUCAUGAGAAUGUGGCUAGCCCCAUAACACUUCUUCCAGAGGCAGAAAUCCUUUUUGAGGAUAUUCCUGCAGAAAAACGCUUCCCAAAGUUCAAGAAGCGUGAUGUUAACACAACACAGAGGUUCCAGGAGGAAGUGAAAAUUCCCCUGGUGAAUACUUCACUCCUUCCAAAGGAGGCCCAGUUGAGUCUCCGCAACCUGGAUGUGCAGCUGGAGCAGGGAGACAUCACUUUGAAAGGGUACAAUUUGUCCAAGUCAGCCUUGCUGAGGUCGUUUCUAGUGAACUUACAGGAUGCUAAAGUAAAAAUGAAUCAAGCUAUAACAACAGAUAAAAUAAAUGACAGUUUGGCAGCUCCCCCGGAGAAACAGAUUUACAAAAGCAUCUUGCCAAACAGCUUAGAAGGGUUGGAAAGAUCACAGAGGUCAACUCUGCCAGCAGUGACAGUAGGCGCGAAUGGUCAGCAUCAGGGUCAGAAUCCACCCCUGGACUUGGAGACCAAAGCAAGAUUCAGACUGGAGGCUCACACCCAAAAAGCCAUGGGUGGGAGUGUGUUGAAAGAAAAGCUCCCAUCUCUGAUUGUUCUGGAAAACCAGGUCAUGAAAGAAAAGAAAAUCAUCAGGAAAGAUGAAGAAAAAGAAAGACUGGAGGAAAACGGUAACAAUCCCCCAGAUGUUAGUGAGGUGCUACCUGGAAGGAAGCUGCAGCAUUACAUGGAAGGGUCCCCGGGCUUUCUGCCAUGGGAGAAAAAGAAGUAUUUCCAAGAUCUUCUUGAUGAAGAAGAGUCAUUGAAGAUACAGUUGGCAUACUUUACUGACAGCAGAAAUGCUGGGAGGCAGCUAAAAGAUACAUUUGCCGACUCCCUCCGAUACGUAAACAAAAUUCUAAAUAGCAAGUUUGGAUUCACAUCUCGGAAGGUCCCUGCCCAUAUGCCUCACAUGAUUGACCGAAUUGUUAUGCAAGAACUGCAAGAUAUGUUCCCUGACGAAUUUGACAAGACGUCAUUUCACAAAGUGCGCCAUUCUGAGGAUAUGCAGUUUGCCUUUUCUUAUUUUUAUUAUCUCAUGAGUGCAGUUCAGCCACUGAAUAUAUCUCAAGUCUUUGAUGAAGUUGAUACAGACCAAUCUGGUGUCUUGUCUGACAGAGAAAUCCGAACGCUGGCUACCAGAAUUCACGAACUACCUUUAAGUUUGCAGGAUCUGACAGGUCUGGAACACAUGUUAAUAAAUUGUUCAAAAAUGCUUCCUGCCAAUAUCACUCAGUUAAACAGUAUUCCACCAACUCAGGAAGCUUACUAUGAUCCCAAUCUGCCACCAGUCACCAAAAGUCUAGUAACCAACUGUAAGCCAGUAACUGACAAAAUCCAUAAGGCAUAUAAGGACAAAAAUAAAUACAGGUUUGAAAUUAUGGGAGAAGAAGAAAUUGCUUUUAAAAUGAUCCGUACCAAUGUUUCUCAUGUGGUUGGCCAGUUGGAUGACAUAAGAAAAAACCCCAGGAAGUUUGUUUGCCUCAAUGACAACAUUGACCACAAUCAUAAAGACGCCCAGACAGUGAAGGCUGUUCUCAGGGACUUCUACGAAUCCAUGUUUCCCAUCCCUUCCCAGUUUGAGCUGCCGAGAGAGUAUCGAAACCGUUUCCUCCACAUGCAUGAGCUGCAGGAAUGGAGGGCGUAUCGGGACAGACUGAAGUUCUGGACCCACUGUGUACUGGCAACGUUAAUUAUGUUUACUAUAUUCUCGUUUUUCGCUGAGCAGUUAAUUGCACUUAAGCGGAAGAUAUUCCCCAGAAGGAGGGUACACAAAGAAGCCAGUCCUGAUCGAAUCGGGGUAUAGAAGAUCUUCACUGGAAAAUCAUCUACCUCAGCAUAUCCUGAGCAUUUUUUCCCCAGCAUCACAGAGCUGUCUCUGUGACGUGAUCUCAGCCAGCGUGGCACAGAAGAGGACAACACCUAGCACCAUGCUGCCAAGUGGCUGAACAUGGCCCCGACCAGGAAUCAUGUGACCACCACACUGAAAACCUGUGUGGAGCAGUUCUGAGCUGAUUUACUUUUAAAGCAUUUACUGAUGGACCUGUCCUCUUUUUUAUGAAAAGCCUUGCUGAUGAGAGACAGGUGCUGAUGGCAGCCAUUGCAGCCUAACUGUAAUGUAAGAAGCCCAGGACAGCUUGGGAGCAAUGCUGAGAGACCCUGGACUUUGCAUUCUAAAACUUUUGCUAUAGUUUGACGCUUUUUCCUCCCCAUUUCUCUUUUUUAAGAUAAGUAGUUACUAAGUUAACUAGUUGUAUUCUUGCUUUUGAACAUGAUGAAGCGAAAUGUCUAAACAUAUUUUUAUAGUUGUUAUUUAAAUUGUGCAGCAGUAUGACCUUCUAUUGGCAAUAUCUGAGGUAUGGAUUUUGUUAAUGUUGAAGACUGCAAGUGGUCUUAUUAACUACUUAUAACUACUGAAGAGCUUGAUGACUGACAUCUGAAAUACUUUGCGCUUGUUUACUUCAGCCCCUAAGAAUACUAUGAUUUCAUAUGCAGGCCUAAUUCCAAAGGGCUAGCGUUAUGUAGCAGUGCUACUUACCAGAUGUAAUUAUGUUUUGGAAAUGUACAUAUUCAAACAGAAGUGCCUCAUUUUAGAAAUGAGUAGUGCUAAUGUCAUCAGUAUGUUCUAGUAGCUAUCUCUAUUGGUUUUGGAGAGAGCAGAGGCUGGCAGAUUUUCUCUGUGAAAGGCCAGAUAGUAAAUAAUUGCAGAUCAUUUGUGUCUCUGUCACCUUUUCUUUGUUGUUGUUGUUUAGUUUUGUUUUUAAAAACAACCCUCUAAAAAAAUGUAAAAACCGUGUUUAGCUUGCAACUGUACAGAAACAGGCCAUCAACCAGUUUGAUCCAUAGGCCAUUGUUUGCUGGUCAAACUGAGAAUGAGUAUUUUUAUGUAUGAGUCAACCCUGACAUCCAGCCAUAUUUUGUUUAUGUCAUUAUACAGUGGAUUUGUGGAGACCAGAUUCCAUGAGUCCUUUUUGAACCCUGACAGGUAUUUUAAGAUCAUGAUCUCAACAGUAUUCUUUCAAAAUGGUACACAUCUUUUAUAAAAAGAACUUGAAAUGUAAAUACUGUGUGCUGUAAGAGUUAUGUAUUUCAAAAACUGAAUUCUCAUAAAAAGUUACAUUUUGUC